AUGACGCGACCCCUGAUGAGACCAGAGUGCCUGCAGGCAAGGCAGGCAAAUGCGCUGCUCCCUGCUUUUAUCACGCUCUGCUCGUUGCUGCUGGUGAUGCCGUUCAUCAGCGUCGGAAAGGUGACAAUGGUGGAGGAUCGUGAGGGCGCGUUUCACAUCAACACGAGUGAUCCAUCGAACCAGCCCGUGUUCGUGAACGGCAUGAACGUAAACAAGCUGUUCCAAACAGUGGACACGCUGCUCAGUACCGUGUCGGUGCAGCAGAGCAUCAAUGCCGCGCAGCAGAGCGCCAUCUCGGCGCAGCAGAGCACCAUCGAUAGUGUGGACGGCAAAGCGUGCGCCCCAAACGCCAGCACGUUUGGGCAACUCGGCUCAAUGGCUGGAAAGUGGCUUGGGGGUGUGCUGGCGAACACUGGCCUGAUCUACGCCACACCAUACGUCUCGCCUUCCGUGCUCAUCAUCGACCCGGGCACCAACACCGUUGAUGCGACCACAAUUGCCGGACUGGGAAACGGACGACCGCAAGUGGUCCGAUGCUACCGGGAGACGAUGCUCAUCGUCGACCCAGACACCAACAUCACUGACACUACAAGCAUUGACUCUCUUGGUACUGGUAGCUUCAAGUGGUGGGGCGCCGUGGCGGCCAGCAACGGCCUUAUCUUCGGCAUCCCAUUCUCUGCCACGUCUGUGCUGAUCAUUGAUCCUGAGACCAACACAGCAGACAUCACGACGCUGUCCGGGCUGUCGAGCCAAGUGCACAAGUGGUCCAGCGGCGUGCAGGCGGACAACGGCCUCAUCUACUGCAUCCCCUUCUUGUCUUCCUCCGUGCUCAUCAUCAAUCCCGAGUCCUUCGCGAUGAACGUCACGACGAUUCGGCGUCUUGGCGGAGAUUUCAAGUGGUAUGACGGCGUACUUGCGAGCAAUGGUCUCAUUUACACUUUGCCAUCUCCCUCCGGAACGACGCUCGUCAUCGACCCCGCCACAAACGCCACCAACGAGCUCGUUGUUGCAAGUGGACCGGGGGUUUUCCAGUGGAUUAACGGCGUGCUCGCACCCAACGGCAACAUCGUCGGCGUCCCAUACAACUCUUCAUCUGUUUUCAUCUUCGAUCCAACCACCAACACCAGCGACACCACAACCAUAAGCGAUCUUUCUGGGUCUUUCGAAUGGAUAAGUGGUGUACUCGCUCCAAAUGGUCUCAUCUACAGCAUUCCAUUUGACUCUGAGUCGGUCCUCCUCAUCGAUCCGGGAUGCUGA
Messenger RNA from Salpingoeca rosetta, 1257 nucleotides. RefSeq lists its product as uncharacterized. The coding region runs from base 1 to 1257 and encodes 418 amino acids. The record is from RefSeq and is a predicted model, not a curated record. Lineage: Eukaryota; Choanoflagellata; Craspedida; Salpingoecidae. The transcript has 2 exons.